GGGCUCCAGACGCGCCCGGACGCCGCUGGGUUCCUGGGCUCUGCCGCGCUGGGCCAUGGGUCGCCGGCCUGCCUCAGCGCCUCCGGAGCUGGGUCCCAGUGAGGCCUGACGCGCGCCCAGAUGGUUACCAUGGACCACUGCUACUACAAUGAGACCAUCGGCUUUUUCUACAACAACAGCGGCAAGGAGCUCAGCUCACACUGGCGACCCAAGGAUGUGGUGGUGGUGGCGCUGGGGCUGACAGUCAGUGUGCUGGUGUUGCUCACCAACCUGCUGGUGAUCGCCGCCAUUGCCUCCAACCGCCGCUUCCACCAGCCCAUUUACUACCUGCUGGGCAACCUGGCAGCAGCCGACUUCUUUGCCGGAGUGGCCUACCUCUUCCUCAUGUUCCACACGGGCCCACGGACCUCCCGCCUGUCCCUCCCGGGCUGGUUCCUCAGGCAGGGUCUGCUGGACGCCAGCCUAACCGCGUCGGUGGCCACGCUGCUGGCCAUUGCGGUGGAGCGGCACCGCAGCGUGAUGGCGGUGCAGCUGCACAGCCGCCUGCCCCCGGGCCGCGUGGUCACGCUCAUCGUGGCCGUGUGGGUGGCAGCCCUGGGCCUGGGGCUGCUGCCUGCCCACUUCUGGCACUGCCUCUGUGCCUUGGACCGGUGUUCCCGCAUGGCACCCCUGCUCAGCCGCUCCUACCUGGCUGUGUGGGCACUGUCCAGCCUGCUCGUCUUCCUGCUCAUGGUGGCUGUCUACACUCGCAUCUUCUUCUACGUGCGGAGGCGAGUGCAGCGCAUGGCAGAGCAUGUGAGCUGCCACCCCCGCUACCGCGAGACCACACUCAGCCUGGUCAAGACAGUGGUCAUCAUCUUGGGGGCGUUUGUCAUCUGCUGGACACCCGGCCAGGUAGUGCUGCUGCUGGAUGGGCUAGACUGUAAGUCCUGCAAUGUCCUGGCCGUGGAGAAGUACUUCCUCCUCCUGGCUGAAGCCAACUCACUUGUCAACGCUGCCGUGUACUCAUGCCGCGAUGCUGAGAUGCGCCGCACCUUCCGCCACCUCCUCUGCUGCUUGUGCCGGCGCCGGUCCCACAAGGCUGCCCAUUACUCAUCUUCUGCCCAGGCUGGUGCCAGCACUCGCAUCAUGCUGCCUGAGAACGGCCACCCGCUCAUGGACUCAACCCUUUAGGUCCUUGGGACUCACACAGCAUGCAACCAGCGCACACAUCUAAGGAUAGACCUUGGGUCUGGCACGGCCUCACCCCACACCCCCAGGCAUGACUUGAUGCACCUGCUCCCAUACUCGGGGGCCGAGGCCUUGGGGUCAUCUCCAAGUGCUGGAAGGAGAGGUAGAUGGGGUGCCCACAUCUGCUCUCCCAUCAUCUCAGGUUUUUGGGGUUUGUAAUGGACGUUUGUUGUUGUUGUUUGUGGGGCUUGAACUC
This is a messenger RNA of Perognathus longimembris pacificus (Pacific pocket mouse), 1426 nucleotides long. It is a transcript of the gene Lpar2, whose product is annotated as lysophosphatidic acid receptor 2. The coding region runs from base 121 to 1173 and encodes 350 amino acids. Gene Ontology annotation, molecular function: lysophosphatidic acid receptor activity. The transcript has 3 exons. NCBI's taxonomy places the organism in Eukaryota, Metazoa, Chordata, Mammalia, Rodentia, Heteromyidae. Gene Ontology annotation, cellular component: membrane. Gene Ontology annotation, biological process: G protein-coupled receptor signaling pathway. The record is from RefSeq and is a predicted model, not a curated record.